Messenger RNA from Labrus bergylta (ballan wrasse), 2023 nucleotides. RefSeq names its product acylphosphatase-2. The record is from RefSeq and is a predicted model, not a curated record. Gene Ontology annotation, molecular function: acylphosphatase activity. NCBI's taxonomy places the organism in Eukaryota, Metazoa, Chordata, Actinopteri, Labriformes, Labridae.
AGUGCUGAGGAGAGAGAGGGAGCGAGCAAGCAGAGGGUGUUUACUCACUCGUUCUUCAGCCGCCUCUCCUGUUAAAGGGACAGUCUGUGUUUUGCUCUCAGCAUGUCUGAAUGUGAAACAGCUGGAACCAAACUGGUGUCUGUGGACUUUGAGAUCUUCGGUCAUGUUCAGGGAGUCUGUUUCAGAAUGUACACAGAAAAGGAGGGUCUGCAGCUGGGCCUGGUCGGCUGGGUGAAGAACACCUACAGUGGGACGGUGGUGGGACAAGUCCAGGGUCCAGCUGAUAUGGUGGAGGAGAUGAAGGUGUGGUUGAGUAAAGAAGGCAGUCCAUCCAGUCGGAUCACCAGAGCCUCCUUCACCAAUCAGAGAAGCAUCGACAAGCUGGAGCUGUCAGGCUUUAAGACCCGCUUCUGACCAACUCAUCGAAGGAUCUUGAGGAACUCUCCAGACCUGUGUUAAACCUAACUGUUGUUCAUUUCAGUUCAAUUUCAUAUCCAAGCUCCUGUCAAAGUUCAUUAAUGAAGACUGAUAAAUAACUUAUUGUAGCCAGAGUUGCUUUCAGAGUUUCUUUUUUGGAGUGCAAUGGAAAUGGAGAUUUCUUAUUGUUCCAGGUACAAAAGGUUUUCUGUCAGAAAAACAAAUAAAUAUAACAGUAGUGUGUCCCUCUUAACAGUAAUGACCUUACCAGAGCAUAUUCAAAAUUAGAUGAAAAACUAAUAAUUGAAACACACACACAUACACACACACACACAAUUCAGCUGAAAUACAUAAGAGCAAGUCACAUGACUCGAUCACCUACAUGAUUUGAUCCAAUUAAAUCACAGCAGGAAAAUCCCUGAUCAGCUGUCAUGGCAUCAACAACAAAAACACGGACACAGCAGGAACAGAGCAUCUAUUUACUGCUGCGACUCAGUGUGCACAUGUGUGUGUGUGUGUGGUUGUGUUCAAGGAAGAAAGGCUAACUGUGGGUACACUUCUUAAAAUAUUUAGCAAGAAAUAUGGGUUUUUAGUACGUGAAAACAACAUUUUGGGAAAAAAACACCAUUGUUGAUCUAUGGAAAUCAAUUUUCUCUCAUAAAAUAUCUGAACUUAAAAUUGAAGGCAUUGUGAAGAUCAGCUCUAGGGCCUUGUGUUUGUGCAAGUGUCAGCGCUUAGAGACUCACUCUCCCUGGAUACACUGUUAGAAGUAUACGCUUUGUUGUCAUGCCAACCCAUCUCGAGACAUUUCUCACAAACAUACACACACGCAUGUACAUGCACGUACACAUUGCUUUAAUCUGCAAAAGAGACAAGGGGAUGUUGGCUGUUUGAAUAGGAUCUGAUGUUAUGACAAACUUAUAUAACAGUGACAUACACACAGCUGCUGGAGCACAGGAUGGACACACUGACCCUCCAUCCACUCUCAUGAUGAAGCUGUGUGUAGUUGUAGGAGCGGGUGGCGGGGGGGACUGUAAAGGAUCAUAGCUCUAGGCGUUGUCUCUACAUGAAAUAGACAAUUCUCUGUUUUGUUUUCUUUAGUAUUCAUAAAAGCCCAUACAUGUGUAUUCAACAUGUUGUAUAUUAUGUUCUGUUACAAUCUGCAAACGUUUAUUAUUAUUAAAUCAACAUAUUUCAAAUACAUAUAGUUUUUAAAACUGAACUCUUGGCCUUUCAUGAAGAAAGAUUUAUUGCAGGUUUGGUAUAUUAGAAGUUCUGUCUAAGCUCCAAAUAGCCCAAAAUAAAGCUACAGGAUUUGCUCUAGCUGGUCCAUCAGGUGUGAGGCUGAGUACAGCGAGUAUGCAUGCCAGUCUCAUGGCUCAGAGUAGACAAGAAGUUGGCAGACUACAAUAGUGGCUAAUAACCGUAAAGAGAUUUCAUCAGGGAUGCUUUCCACGGUGUUCUGUCACAUCUGAAUGACCUGUUGAACAGCUUCGGGCACAUCAGCCUCGCAUGGCUGCACUAUGAUAGACAUCUCAGUCAACUGGAAGACGUGUGUGCCAAACACUCUCGCUCACUUAAACACGAUUAAAAAAAGGUAACAAUG